AUGGAGGCAGUGCAUCCCGCCGCCGUGGCGGCGGAGCUGGUGGCCUUUGCGGAGGAGCUGGCGGACGCCGCGGGCGCGGUGAUCAAGGCGUAUUGGCGGAAGCCGAUCGAGGUGGAGUCCAAGAUCGAGGACGACCGCCCCGUGGCAGAGAGCCCAGUGACGGUGGCCGACCGGGAGGCGGAAUCGGCCAUGCGAAAGUUGAUCGAGGAGCGGUACCCCUCGCACGGAAUAUACGGCGAGGAGUUCGGAAGCAUUCGCGUGGAGGCCGAGUACGUAUGGGUUCUCGACCCGAUCGACGGGACCAAGUCGUUCAUCACAGGCAAGCCGCUCUUCGGUACGCUCAUCGCCCUGCUUCGUGACGGAAAGCCGGCGAUCGGCAUCAUAGAUCAGUGCGUGCUCAAGGAGCGUUGGGUUGGAGCCAACGGUCAGACGUGCCUCAACGGGAAGCCUGUGCGCAGCCGUGGCGUCGGCGCGCUCGCAGACGCGAUGCUGUACGCCACGACGCCCCACAUGUUCGCUCCCGGCGAGGAGGCGGAGCGCUUCGCCCUGCUGCGCGACAAGGUCAAAAGGCCGUUGUACGGGUGCGACUGCUACGCCUACGCUCUGGUUGCCUCGGGAUUCGGCGCGGACUUGGUGGUGGAGGCAGACCUAGGCAUCUACGAUUACUGCGCGCUGGUGGCCGUUGUGGCCUGUGCCGGAGGCCACAUCUCCGACUGGAACGGCAAACCCCUCACGCUCCAGUCCGCCUCCGAGACCCACGGCCGUGUGGUGGCGGCCGCCACGGAGCCGCUGUGGAGGGAGGCGGUGAGCGUGCUGCGCGGCAUCGGCGAAGCGGCAGCAGCGCCCACCGCACCAGGGGACAUCGCGGAGGAGGACGUGGCGAUGUCGAUCGCCGCCGACGCGGGCGGCGAGCUCGCCGCCAUUCUCGACGAGCUCGGCGGCGCCGCCGCCAGCGGCCACGCCGCGCGCCGCGCCAAGGUGAUCGAGGGCAUCGCCGGGCUGGUCCGCAAGCGGCUGAAGGCAAGGGCCAAGAGGGCGCCCUAG
This is a messenger RNA of Prorocentrum cordatum, 1044 nucleotides long. The record is from the annotation of a GenBank genome assembly. Lineage: Eukaryota; Dinophyceae; Prorocentrales; Prorocentraceae.